Ostertagia ostertagi is the source of this 441-nucleotide messenger RNA. The record is from the annotation of a GenBank genome assembly. NCBI's taxonomy places the organism in Eukaryota, Metazoa, Nematoda, Chromadorea, Rhabditida, Trichostrongylidae.
CAGAACAACAAGAGUAAGAAAUGGUGCGGAGAUCACUUUUUGAACUAUCGUGGACUUUGCCGAGCUGAGAACGUCCGGGCUCAGUUGAUAAGGCUGCUGCGAAGAUUCGAAGUGCCACUGGUCUCGGUACGAGGGCAGACCGAUGCCGCGACGAAGAUAAUACGAUGUCUUGUCUCUGGUUUCUUCUCGCAGGCGGCAAGGUAUCAUUACACUGGGAAGUAUGUAACGGUCAAGGAGGAAUUUCCGUUCAAUGUCUAUAAAGGAUCGGUGAUAAUGUACAAGAAGGACUACCCAAAGUGGGUAAUCUUCACAGAGGCUAUGCAAGAUUCAAUUCGAGAUGUUUCCGUAAUUGAGCCUCACUGGUUGUAUGAACUCGCUCCACAUUAUUAUGAAUUUGGCACGGACAGCGAAGUGGCUAGAAAGCGAGCAAGAGAGAAUUAA